Trachymyrmex cornetzi is the source of this 4666-nucleotide messenger RNA. It is a transcript of the gene l(2)gl, whose product is annotated as LLGL domain-containing protein l(2)gl. Gene Ontology annotation, cellular component: cytoplasm; plasma membrane; cortical actin cytoskeleton. Gene Ontology annotation, biological process: regulation of Notch signaling pathway; Golgi to plasma membrane transport; cortical actin cytoskeleton organization. The record is from RefSeq and is a predicted model, not a curated record. Bases 745 to 4302 code for a protein of 1185 amino acids. Gene Ontology annotation, molecular function: syntaxin binding; GTPase activator activity; myosin II binding. NCBI's taxonomy places the organism in Eukaryota, Metazoa, Arthropoda, Insecta, Hymenoptera, Formicidae. The transcript is spliced from 16 exons.
GAGAGACGCGAUCAGCGAUAGCGAGCGACGUGGAGUGAUCGCGCGCGCACGCCUUCGUUUGGCUGUGGUCGCCUGUGCCGUGCCGUGUGCGUUUCGUUUCGUUUCGAUGGUUCUUCGUUCCGUUGCGCGCGUAUCGCACGUUUUCGCUCCGGCGCUCCGCGAAACCUGGGCGCCGCCCCGUCGUAUCUGGACUUCUGGACCGCGAUCGCGACUCCCGACCGAGCGUCCCUUGAAAAGAAGGUGUAUUCGCGAGCAGUGAUAUACACGCGAGUCGGCUGACACAUCGCGAUCUCUCGAGCGUGACGAGGGCCGUCGUUGCACGUCGUGUCGUAAGCGCGCGAGGGAGAAGGAAGGAGCGAGUAGAGCGACGGUGGCGCGGGGUGGAAAACUGCCGGACGCGGGUGGAUAAUACCCGAAAGAGACAAGGGACACUGACGUGCGCGGGCGGCGUUAUAUCGGAACGCGCGGGCGCGCGCGUUCACCGCGACAUAGCUUACAUAGCCGACAUAGCCGACAUAGCCGUCGGAGAUUGGACGGUAAAUAACGCGGCGUCCUAUCUCCUAAUCAUUCGUAAUCGCGCGCGACGUUCAUUCAAUAAUGCGUUAAUUACGCGCGACCGCCGGUUAAACGUGCGUGUCGGUACUUGCGUGUGACGUGCGACGAGCUAUAUUCUCGCGUGGUGCUCACGAGAGAGAGAGAGACAGAAGAGCGUACAACGUUGAGCUGGGCUAACGGCGGAUCGAGAUGCUCAAGUUCAUCAGGGGGAAGGGCCAACAGCCCACGGCCGAGCGGCAGAAGCUGCAGAAGGAUCUCUUCGCUUUUCGAAAGACGGUGCAGCAUGGUUUCCCGAACAAGCCAACCGCUCUCGCCUGGGAUCCGAGUCUGCGGCUGAUGAUCAUCGGCACGGCAUCCGGCGCCAUCAAGGUUUUCGGAAGGCCAGGCGUAGAGUUCUAUGGACAACAUUCCGUUGAAAGCGGUGAGAAUGCCGUCACGAAGAUCGUCGCGCUGCCCAAUGAGGGUCGCGUGGUGUCCUUAUGUGACGACAAUUCAUUACAUUUAUGGGAGAUUAACAGAAGUUCCGUGGUGGAAACGAAGACAUUGUCGUUGGAAGGGAAAUUGAAAAAGAUUUCCGCAAUGUGUCUCGAAUCUAGUGGGGAACAUCUCUUGUUAGGAACGGAAGGAGGCAACAUCUAUUUGCUGAACUUGAAAACUUUCGUCACCCCGGAGAAUAUUAUCUAUCAAGAUGUUGUGAUGCAGAACGUUCCGGAAGACUACAAGAAAAAUCCAGGAGCGGUCGAAGCCAUAGCUGAGCAACCAGGGCAUCCGGAUAACAUCCUGAUCGGUUAUAAUCGAGGUUUGAUGGUAUUGUGGAACAAAGCUACUCCAGGAGCUCAGCAGCUGAUGGGUUUGUUUUCGCGUGCGCAGACAUUCGUCUCCACGCAACAGCUGGAAUCGGUCCAUUGGAUAUCCGAGAAUCGCUUUGUCUCGUCACACAACGACGGUUCGUAUGCGUUUUGGAGCCCUGGUAGCGAUGCCGUGCCGGAGCCCACGACACUUUACGGGCCGUUUCCGUGUAAAGCCGUCACCAAAAUCCUCGUGUAUCCUACCGCGGAACACGGCGAGCUCGUAUUAUUCUCCGGUGGUAUGCAACGCGCCAGUUAUGGAGACAGACAUACAAUCACUGUCAUGACCAAGGAGAAACAUUUAGUUUUUGACUUUACGUCUAAAAUUAUCGAUUUUUUCACCGUCUUCCCUAAGGAGGAGGAAGAGAACAAUGAGAACCCUAUCGGUCCGGAAGCACUUAUAGUAUUGGCUGAGGAAGAAUUAGUAGCUAUAGAUUUGACCAAUCCCGAAUGGAAGAUGAUGGCUUUGCCCUAUCUAGUAUCUCUCCAUGCGAGUUCGGUGACUUGUUCCCAACAUGUGCCUAAUGUACCCGAAGAACUUUGGGAAGCGAUCGUAGCAGCCGGUAAAGCGCAGACCGAGCAUCUUUAUUCAGACAAGUCGUGGCCCAUCGACGGUGGCAUGAUCCUCUGCCAAAAGCCAGCGAAUCCUGACAAGCCUAGAAACAAGGAUUUGCUACUUACUGGACAUGAGGAUGGCACUGUUAGGUUCUGGAAUGCGUCCGACGUUGCUCUGACCCCUCUUUACAAGUACAACUCGUCGAUCCUGUUUACUGGCGAGCAUUUGGACGUUCUCGAGCAACCUCCAGAGGACGACGAAGAUGAGUGGCCGCCAUUCAAGAAGGUGGGAAUCUUCGAUCCAUACUCUGAUGAUCCGCGACUUGCUGUGAAAAAGGUUCUCCUCUGUCCGUUAUCCUCGACGUUGGUGGUCGCCGGUACAGCUGGACACAUUAUCACUGCUACCAUCUCCUCGGAACCGACCAAUAGGGAGAUAAAAGCCGUAAUAAUGAAUAUUGUCAACGAUCGCGACGGAUUUGUGUGGAAGGGUCACGAUCAUCUGCCGCCGAGAACAACGAGUAUAUCAUUCGCGGUUGGAUUUCAACCACAAAGUCUUCUACAGUUGUACCCACCAGCCGCCGUUACGGCAUUAGCGUUACACAGCGAAUGGGGAUUACUUGCCGCUGGAACAGCGCACGGACUUGCGGUCUUUGAUUACACCAGAUCGAAAGCUGUCAGUGUCAAAUGCACGCUUAAUCCAAAUGAUCUUUCCGGUGCAGGUGACACUCCUAUUUCCCGACGUAAGUCUUUCAAAAAAUCUCUUAGGGAAUCUUUCAGGAGAUUGAGAAAGGGACGUUCGCAACGUCGAGCAAAUGCUAAUAGUCCUACACGAAAUCCUGCACCGGAGAAAAAGAAAGACAGCGUUGCUUCUUCACCGAGUGGCGACCCAUCACCAACGGAAUUAAAACCGGUGGAGAGACAAGUGGAAGCGAGACCAGUUGACGAUGCUCUAGGCUCUAUGGUUCGGUGCUUGUACUUUGCCAGAAGUUACAUUAUUAGCCUACAAAAUACAACACCCACACUUUGGGCGGGCACCAACAACGGCACGGUUUACGUCUUCACGUUAGCUAUACCAGCCGGUGUGAGGAGAACGGAAGAAGACGUCAACUGUACACUGGGCAAAGAAAUACAAUUAAAGCAUCGUGCACCCGUAAUUGCGAUCACGAUUCUCGAUGGAUCCAGCGUGCCGUUGCCGGAACCCUAUGAAGCUGAAAAGGGCGUGACGGCUGGACCUGAUAUGACUUCCACACACAGAGUCGUAAUUGCUAGCGAAGAACAGUUCAAGAUUUUCAAUCUUCCGUCCUUGAAGCCGUAUUGCAAGUACAAAUUGACCGCUCACGAAGGGUCCAGGGUACGAAAAACAGGAUUCGCCAAAUUCUCGUGUUACGUCGAGCCAGCAGGAACUCACGAGGAAACUUGCUUGCUUUGCCUAACGAAUCUUGGUGAUUGUCUGGUGCUGAGUAUACCGGAACUCAGAAGACAGUUGAAUGCUGCUGCAAUCAAAAGAGAGGACAUUAAUGGUAUUUCUUCCUUAAUAUUUACAAAAGCUGGAGAAGCGCUGUAUCUUCACUCGAGUUCGGAACUUCAACGAAUUUCUCUGUCGACCGCGAAGAUGACAAAGGCGCAUUGCGCGCUUAAAUUACCACCGCACGCCAGAUCGUUUGCGGUAAAUACUAACGAAGUUGCGCAAGAGCAAGGUGUUGUCGAAGGUGCACCUGAAACCGAAGGGGAGACGCAGGAAAGUCAACUACCAACGGCGGCAAACAGAAUUAUUACGGAAAAUGGCGUAGUAAGUGCCACUGGAGAGGAAGAAUCUCCGAAGGAACCGUCGCUGCGACCAGCUACAAGUAGUAUAGAUGUAAACGGAGAAGACGACCGUCAGGAUUUAAGUUCUAUCGGAGAUAUUACGAUCGACAGUGUUAAAGAUCAUUUGCUUAACAGUCCACUUUUCAGAAACGCGACAUCUUCCGAAGAUCUCCAUAAUCGUUUGGCAGGACUUAAGAUGGAGGUGACUUCACGAACUUCCGAGAUAGCCACUCAAAAUCAGUCCCUAGUGGUGAAAACGACCACUGUGGUUACACAAACCACGAAUAGCACGACCGCUAAUGGCGAAGUCGAGACGAGUCAAGCGAACGAAACGCAACACGUAAACAGCACUACAGUAGAGCGAGAGAUACGCAGCGGUAUUGAGACAACAACGACACACGCUACCAUCACUCUGCCCCCGAACGUCGAGAUUAAUGCCGCGGAUUUGGCCAAUUUGGAGGUCACCACGACUACAGUGACUACUACUACAGAAAGGUCCAAGGCGCCGUUGGCUAGGCCAGAAGAAGUCGGUUCGUAGGCCUGUUCCAUAUCGUUUUUCCAUGCUGACCAUGCAUCGAUUUCGUGCUCCAUUUACAAGAGCCAUCAAUAAUUAGUUACUUUUACUGAAUAAACGUGUACACAGCGGCGAUAUAGAUAGGAUUUAUAUAUCGUAGAUUUUUUUAAGAAAUUAGAUUUCUAUGCAACAUUUCAGCGAUAAUCACUUGCGCCGCGCGAGCGACGAGUGAUCAAUUUUUAAUACGAAUUUUACGCAUUUUCAUUGACAUUUACAUCAUUGUAUUCCACUUAAAAGUGUUCCAAAUGAAUAGCUUUUGGAAUUGAUGGGAAUCAAUGAUUUUUAACGAAAAUAGGCCUAGAAAAUAUUUUAUUUAUGAUAUAAGAAA